Messenger RNA from Ooceraea biroi (clonal raider ant), 1231 nucleotides. RefSeq names its product Zinc finger protein RP-8 (gene Zfrp8). The record is from RefSeq and is a predicted model, not a curated record. Lineage: Eukaryota; Metazoa; Arthropoda; Insecta; Hymenoptera; Formicidae. Gene Ontology annotation, cellular component: cytoplasm; nucleus.
GUCGCUCAUUUCACGUAGUCUAUGGUUAAGUCGAGCUUCAUAAGCACGUGGGUUUCAAAAGUGUUUUGACGUUUUGGAGUCUCAUUCCCGCGAGUCUCGUUUUUACAAACUGAUGACGAACGUGCAGUUUCAAGUGUUCGAUUAGAGUCUUAAGCGCGAUGGUCGAUUUAGGAUUCGUGGAGAAGUGCGAGCCAUGGCGAUUGGAGAGUAGAUUCUUUCCCAGCAAGGCAGGCGGUAAACCGGCCUGGCUCGACUUGAACAACAUCCCCGGUAAGAAGGAUCUGGAGUGCGAGUACUGCGGCGAUCCCUGCGUGUUCCUGUGCCAGGUCUACGCGCCUUACGAGGAGGAUGCCAAUGCGUUUCACAGGACCAUAUACGUUUUCAUGUGCAAAAAGGGCGAUUGCUGCAAGCCGAAUCGGAAUGGUAACUUGAAGGUCUUCCGAUCACAGUUGAGCAGAAGCAACAGCUUCUACCCGUCCGAACCACCUGUCGAACGAGAAGACUGGAGAACGGAUAUUGAUGUGUCGCAGUGGACGAAAACAUGUCGCAUAUGUGGAAUCUUGGCGCCUAGUCAUUGUGCCGAGUGUAAAGUCGCCAACUAUUGUUGCCGGGUGCAUCAAGUGUACGAUUGGAAGAAUGGGCACAAAGGUACAUGCGGCACUGAAAAGAAGACAAGUAAUAACAGUUUCCUGUUUCCUGAACACGAGAUUGUAAUGGAGAACGAUGAUCGUGCAAAAGAACAUGCUGAGCAGGACGAUGUCGAGAGCGAACAGAAGGAAAUUGAAAAAUACAAUACGAUGAUUGACAGUGGCGAAGCUGGAACUCUUCAGCAUUCAGAAGAUGUGAACGAUGAUCUGCUACAAAUGGCCAACACCGAGGACGAAAUAUUCGCCGAAUUUCGUACGAAAAUAGAUGACUAUCCAGAUCAAAUUUUGAGGUACGACAGAGGAGGAAAAAUCUUGUAUAUCUCUCCACAUAAUCAGGUAGCAGACGUUCCAAAAUGUCUAGAAUGCAAUGGCGACAGGCAGUUUGAAUUUCAGAUAAUGCCACAGUUAUUAAAUUUUCUUGACUUAAAGGAUACCGUCAAUUGUCUCGAUUGGGGUAUCUUGGCUAUUUUAACAUGUAAAAAAUCUUGUACACCUAAUGGCAAAUAUAUAAGAGAGUAUGUAUGGAAGCAGGAUAUUGUACAGGAGAAAACAUAAUCGUGAAUAAAGAUACUUUUCCUACUAUA